This is a messenger RNA of Symbiodinium natans, 1605 nucleotides long. Lineage: Eukaryota; Dinophyceae; Suessiales; Symbiodiniaceae. The record is from the annotation of a GenBank genome assembly.
AUGUGGCAGUACGCGCCAAAUGCAGGUGUAGGACGCUUUGGCUUCAGAGGAGACCCAAAUCAUGGCGAUUGGUAUGGUCGGCCACGUAACGACUGGGCUUCGCCGAACUAUGACCUCGCUUUGAUGCCGCAUCAAAUGGGAACAGGCUCGUUCGCAGGAUGCGGCGGUUUCGAUGGCAUGGCGAGCUCGCCAAGUUUGGCAACUGCCUUGGAGGCUUCCCUCAACUUUCUGGAGCCUCUGCCAGAGGAGAGGGAAGUACAUGGUCGCUGUAUUCAGGAACUCAAUUCGGUCGUGAAGCAAGUUGGCGCGGAGUGGGAGGUGCAGGCAUUUGGGAGUUCGGCAAACGGUUUCCUGUCUCGCGGCGCAGAUCUCGAUGUCUGCUGCUGCAAGACCGACAACCUGGACCAGGACAGCCAGCGUGCAGUGCAGGAGCUCCAGUACCGCAUCCUACCGCUGCUGCGGCAACAGCAGAUGUUCAAAGUUACCCAGGAAAUUUGGUCCGCAAGAGUGCCAAUAAUUCGCUUGCGGUUCCUGGACGUCAUCGAUGUCGACUUAUCUUGCUACAACCCGCAGGCUUUGCAGAACACACAUCUGCUGCGGGCCUAUGCGGACAUUCACCCCGUAGUCCGGCAGCUGGUUCUCUGCGUUAAGUUCUGGGCCAAGGCCCAAGGAGUCUGUGGUGCCCCAAAGGGGUAUCUGUCGUCCUACACUUUUGCAUUGAUGGUCAUCUACUUCCUGCAAGUCGACCAGAAACUGCCCUGCUUGCGGGUGGAAGACUUCAGUAGUGUGGGUCCACUGCACAGCCUCAAGUAUGACUGGUUCUGCCCAACACAGCUCCCCGAGCUGCUUUUCCGCUUCUUCACCUUCUACACGCAGACCUUUGUGUGGGGGACAGAAGUGGUCUCUGUGCGGCUUGGCCACCGCAAGAUGAGCUCGGAUCCUGAUUUUGUCAGCCUUCCCCGCCGCGAAGUACCAAGACUUCACGUGGAGGAUCCCUUCCUGCCUCGGAAUCUGAAUUGCGUCUUAGGGACGGACAAGGAGGAGCAUCUCAAAAACUGCAUACAUCAGGCGUUCAUGACGAUCAGCUCGGAUACUGUGCCACAGGCAUUCUUGCAGGCCGAGCCUCAGAAGUGGCUGCGGCCGCCACCCAUGGCAAUUAUUGACACGAAGAAGUCCCUCGCGCGUCAUCAUGCGGCGACGUAUGGGCCGGAGAUGCCGCAGAUUUUACCGUAUACGCAGCUACGACAAAGCCAGGUCGUCAAGCAAAGCCCCGCUCCCGCUCGUAAGAAGCAGCCUUUGAAAGCUCUUGCGCCUCCCUUCGUCGGCGGCCAGUCUACAGAAACGAAUCUUGAGGAGACCAGAUUGAAGGCUCCUGAGGAGAGAAGGCCACCGAUCAACGGCCACAGCAGGGACAGGGAUGAUCGGGCAGCCCAGGAUGAUCCCAGGGUGCCGGAGAUGAAGGCACCAGCAGGAGGAUCUGUGCCUGGAGUAAAGGUGUCCGCAGCCAUGGCAUGGCUUGAUGGAGAUACACAGGAGGCUGUCGAAGUGGCAUGGACGACAGAGGGCUCUCUUUUGGGUUCUCUUGGGUUUUCUGUGAGGCUGUGA